Molecule: messenger RNA, 1772 nt
Organism: Dunckerocampus dactyliophorus (ringed pipefish)
Lineage: Eukaryota; Metazoa; Chordata; Actinopteri; Syngnathiformes; Syngnathidae
Gene: cnot9
Product: CCR4-NOT transcription complex subunit 9
Exons: 8
Coding region: 228-1205 (325 amino acids)
Biological process (GO): negative regulation of translation; mRNA catabolic process
Cellular component (GO): P-body; CCR4-NOT core complex; CCR4-NOT complex
Source: RefSeq, a predicted model, not a curated record
UUAGUUGUUCAACGGCUUGCCCUGAAACGCGAACCGAGUAUUGCACCGAUAACGUUAGUUUUAGGAUUUUUGUCAGUGUUUUUGGCUUCCAUGCAAUCUUGAGCAAACGUGGUAUUUAAAUCUCCUAGACUCGAUGCGCCCUGCUGUUUGUAAUGUAGCUACAACAUUCGCUCCUGUUUGUAAAGCCAUUAACAGCUAGCUGCGGCUAACGUUAACUGUCGGAUCGCAUGUUAGCUUCGUCAACUUUAGUUAGCCGCGCACAAUUGGUACUCGCUGAAUUUGUGACGCCAGAAAGGCUUCUGAGAAUGCUGGCUACGGGAGCAGCUGUAACAAACGUCACAGCCUUGGCUCAGGUAGACCGAGAGAAGAUUUACCAAUGGAUCAAUGAGUUGUCCAGCCCUGAGACCAGAGAGAAUGCCUUGCUGGAGCUCAGCAAAAAACGUGAAUCUGUGCCUGACCUGGCACCCAUGCUCUGGCACUCCUGUGGCACCAUUGCUGCCCUUUUGCAGGAAAUAGUGAACAUCUAUCCCUCUAUAAACCCACCGACGCUUACAGCUCACCAGUCCAACAGAGUGUGCAACGCCUUGGCACUUCUGCAGUGUGUUGCAUCACAUCCAGAAACAAGGUCGGCUUUUCUUGCAGCUCACAUUCCACUUUUCCUUUAUCCUUUUCUCCACACUGUGAGCAAAACACGUCCAUUUGAGUACCUGCGACUUACAAGCCUUGGAGUCAUAGGUGCGCUGGUGAAAACGGAUGAGCAGGAAGUGAUUAACUUCCUUCUCACUACUGAAAUCAUCCCGUUGUGUCUCCGUAUUAUGGAAUCGGGGAGUGAACUCUCCAAAACGGUUGCUACUUUCAUAUUGCAGAAGAUCCUAUUGGAUGAUACAGGGCUGGCCUACAUUUGUCAGACAUACGAGCGCUUCUCCCAUGUGGCCAUGAUCCUUGGGAAAAUGGUACUGCAGUUGUCGAAAGAGCCAUCAGCGCGUCUGCUGAAGCACGUUGUUCGAUGCUACCUUCGCCUCUCGGAUAAUCUCAGAGCCAGAGAAGCCCUGCGGCAGUGCCUGCCAGACCAGCUGAAAGACAGCACCUUCGCCCAGGUACUGAAGGACGACACCACCACCAAGCGUUGGCUGGCACAGUUAGUCAAGAACCUGCAGGAAGGCCAGGUCACCGAUUCCCGGGGCAUCCCGUUGGCUCCGCAGUGAUUUCAGCACCUCCUCGACUAGUUUGUAUUUCGCCAAAUGCGGUGCUAAGACUGUCUCUCUGUGUAGUGAAGGGCCUAACAAUAGUUGCUGGAUUUGCUUUUUUGGGAUAGUCAUUUUGAUCACAUGUGCUGCCUCUGCAAUAUUCCACAUUCUCAAUAUUUAAAGCCAACAUCAGUAGAGUUACACAUUCAAUUUUGAAACAUUGUCUGGUGUUUUGUGCACAUUUUUGGCACAUUACAUCCCUCGGUUUUGGUUAAUAAAGACUUUUAAAAAAAACAUGAUUGAACAAUGAAAUUCUCCAUACGCCUUUCAACCUCACGGAAAACUGUAAAUACCUGAUGAUUAUGUAAAUAGAAUUAUUUGCAAUUUACAUUUGGGUAAAUGUUGACACAUCGAUGACUGCCAGCUGUUUCACAAUUUUGGUUGUCUAUACUUUUUACAUAUUUUUGCAGUUUUCAAUAUGUAAUAUGUAAAAGAUGUGAUUCUUAAUGUCAGAUGAAUUCAAUUUUCUACACAUCAGAGUUCAUCUUUCAUCAAAUAAAUAAAAGAAAUAUGUCCUAUUACAAA